Molecule: messenger RNA, 1263 nt
Organism: Lasiodiplodia theobromae
Lineage: Eukaryota; Fungi; Ascomycota; Dothideomycetes; Botryosphaeriales; Botryosphaeriaceae
Product: Sterol 24-c-methyltransferase
Exons: 4
Coding region: 1-1263 (420 amino acids)
Biological process (GO): ergosterol biosynthetic process
Cellular component (GO): endoplasmic reticulum
Molecular function (GO): sterol 24-C-methyltransferase activity
Source: RefSeq, a predicted model, not a curated record
AUGGCACCCGGCGCCCUCCUUCCAGAAGACGCACAGCGCGAUGCGGAAUUCCAGAAGGCAAUGCACGGAAAGUCGGCUGAGGCUCGCCAUGCCUUCUUGUCGAUGUUGAAGAAGGACAAUGACGCGCAUCGCAUCAUCACUGAUGAGUACGUGCAGCGCUGGGCCAACGACGAAAAGUACAAGACGGUCGAGGAGGCGCGUGAAGCUCGCAAGGCCGAAUACAUGGGCCUGGUCAAUAACUACUACGACCUGGUCACGGAUCUUUACGAGGAAGGCUGGUCCCAAUCGUUCCACUUCUGCCGCUUCGGCGUCAAUGAGGGAUUCUUGCAGGCACUUGCUCGCCAUGAGCACUACAUGGCGCACCGUCUCGACCUGCAGCAGGGCAUGAAGGUUCUUGAUGUCGGCUGCGGCGUCGGCGGUCCCGCUCGCGAGAUUGCCCUCUUCGCCGGCUGCGAAGUCACCGGCUUGAACAACAACGGGUACCAGAUCGAGCGCGCCACGGCCUACGCAAAAAAGGCGGACCUCGCCAACCUGGUGUCCUUCGUCAAGGGCGACUUCAUGCACAUGGACUUCCCCGAUAACUCCUUCGACGCCGUCUACGCCAUGGAAGCCACCGUCCACGCGCCGACGCUGCAGGGCGUCUACGAGCAGAUCUUCCGCGUGCUCAAGCCGGGCGGCAAGUUCGGCGUCUACGAGUGGGUCAUGACGGGCCGCUUCGACGAGGCCAACGCCGAGCACCGCGCGGUGCGCCUGGGCAUCGAGCGCGGCAACGGCAUCGCGCACAUGCGCCCGCGCGCCGACGCCGUCGCCGCCAUGCGCGCCGCCGGCUUCGUGCUCGAGCUCGAGGAGGACCUCGCCGAGCGCCCGGAUCAGGUGCCGUGGUACUACCCGCUGUCGGGCGAGUGGCGGUACACGCGCACGCUGUGGGAUUUCCUGAGUGUGGUGAGAAUGUCGUGGCUCGGACGCACGGCGAUGGGCGGGUUGUUGCGCACGCUGGAGGCGGUGCGCGUCGCGCCGCGUGGCACGGCGCAGACGGCGGACGAGUUGGCGGCGGGUGCGGAGAGCUUGGUUAAGGGUGGGAAGAUGGGGUUGUUUACGCCCAUGUACUUUAUGAUUGGGAAGAAGCCCGUGGCAUCAGAGAUUGGUGAUCACAAGAAUCCGAUGGAACUCGUCCACGUCGUCGUCACCGUUGCCGCAUUGCUAUCGCGCCGCCAGCCUGCGAGCAUCGUCAGCUGGGCGACCAUCAGCCGGCCCAUUUUGUGA